AUGAAAAAUAAAUUAUUGAAUUUUACAAUUUGUCAAGCUCUUAUCAUAAUUGGAAUGUCGCUAUUAUGUGUAAAGUGUCAAGAACAGAAGCUAUCGGCAUCUGAAAAUGUGACAGUAUAUGAUCGAUCUUUCAACAGAGUGUUGUCGCGUCGCAAGCGAUUCCUUUUGUGGCGACCUGGAAGUAAUGUUUUGAUUUUAGAAUGGGAUAUAUUUUAUCCAUUACCAAGUAGUUGGCGUUUACCAAAAAAACCAGAGAAAAUAUUUCCACCUCCUAUAAUUGAGCCUGAAAUACCAAUAGAACCAGUUGAAUCAUGGUCACCACCAAAAGAAGUUUGGCAACCUGAGGGUGGAUGGACAAAUGAUGUUAUUCAAGAAAUCAAUGAACAAAACAAAAACAUUGCUGGACGAAGAAACUGGCGACCUCCAAUAAAACAAAUGGCUUCAAAUCAGCAACUCAUGGACAGACGAUGGAAUGAGAACAGUUUAUAUAAGUCUUUAUCAGCACCACCACAACCCGUAUCGUUAAAAUUGAAUCCGCUUCUUAAUAAAAAUCCUUGGAAACAAACACAAAUGAACCGAAAUAAUUUUAAUUUCAAUCAACAAUACAACCAGCCAAAUCGUCGAUUACCAUCACCAUCAUCAUCAUCAUCAACAGUUCUGGCUGCUUCAAAACCAUUUGACUUCUCAUCAAUUUCAAAUAAAAUUCAAAAUUACUUUAGAAAAACUCGUUCAGUAAAUGAAGAAAUUGUUAAAGAUACAAAAGCUGAUAAUAAAGAACUGGAUGAAGACUGGGAACAUUAUUAUGCACAUAGAGAUCGACGUGAUUUAUACGACCGUAUAGUGAAUGCAUCACCAAUGAAUUCAAAUUUCGUACGAAACUGUUUAUUGAGAACAAUGUGUGAAGUUCAACAUUUUCUACACCCCAAAGGCUAUUCACUCUUGCAUGAUAUGCUUAGAGUUAUUUUUACAGUUCCCAUUAAAGAUGACAUGGAUGAUGAUUAUAGUAAUGCAGUGCGAGCAGGCGAUCAAGAUUGUGUUCAUUUUUAUAGCAAAAAUUGUCCCGUGAGCAUCUUGGCACUUUUAUUACAUGCAAAAAAUGGCUAAUGGAAUUAUGGUUUUCGGUAAUAUGGAUACAAUCAAAAUCAAUGUUAAUAACAUGUACAACACUAAGCAGAGGGAAGUGAGUGAAAAUGUUCUAUGUAAUGGCAAUAUUUUUUUUACGAUUUAUCGUCAAUGCAG
This is a messenger RNA of Chironomus riparius, 1239 nucleotides long. NCBI's taxonomy places the organism in Eukaryota, Metazoa, Arthropoda, Insecta, Diptera, Chironomidae. The record is from the annotation of a GenBank genome assembly.